AUGAAGGCUUUGCUGAGAAUUGAAGAUCUUAUUCUGAUUCUUCUACAGGUGUACUCUGCGCAAACAGACAAAGUUACCCUUCUAGUGCCAAGCGAUCCUGUGGCUGCUCGAGUAGGUGAGAAUGUCUUGCUUCCGUGCCAACUCUCUCCAAAUGUCAGCGCUGUCAAACUGGAGGUGAAGUGGCUUAAGCUAGAGGAUUCGUAUCCAGUCCAUGCAUAUGCAAAGGGAGCCGACCUGAACGGCAUGCAGAGCCCAGGAUACAGAGGCAGGACUCACCUCUUUAAAGAAGAACUGGGCACUGGCAACGUGUCUCUACAGCUCAGCAGCGUCAGAGUCUCGGACGAAGGAAGAUAUGAGUGUUACGUGGUCUCAUCACAAUGGUUCACAGAUUCACCGAUAAACCUAAAAGUUACGGCCCAGGGCAGCUCCCCCCGCAUCACUCUGCUCGGUCUGCAGGGCGGUGGUGUCAGUCUGCUGUGUGAGUCUGAGGGCUGGUUUCCUAAGCCGAAGCUGCAGUGGAGGAAUGUGAAGGACGCUGAUUUAACAGGGAGGGCUGUUCUCACUGAGAAGCAAGGAACAGACGGACUCUUCACUCUCCAGAGCUCUCUGCAGAUAUCUCAGCAAGAGGCUGACGGGAUCAUCUGUCUUGUAAGACACGGGGAGGAGAAGAGAAUCCUGCAGACCAGAGUUCACAUCACCGGAGAAUUCUUCACGCUGGUCUCCUCCUCGUGGAAGAGCUUGUCUGUGUUCUUUAUAGUUUUUCUCAUACUCGUAGGAUUGUGCAUCCUGGUGGCCGUGUACUACAACAGAAAGAAGAUGAAAGAAUGGGAGAAGCUGCAGAAAAACUCAGUUGCUGUGACUCUGGACCCUGAAACAGCACACCCUUGUCUCAUUGUGUCUGAAGAUGGGAAACGUGUGAGAAAUGAAAUGGAAGAGCAGAAUGUCCCUGACAAUAAACAAAGAUUUGAUGAGCAUCAGUUUGUGCUGGGCAGGGAGGGGUUCACCUCAGGAAGCCACUACUGGGAGGUGGAGUUGGGGGAUAGGGAUAACUGGAAACUGGGAGUCGCCUGCGAGUCUGCUGAGAGGAAAGGACGUUUUGACCUGAAUCCCAGUGAAGGUUACUGGGUGAUUCAGUUACGCAGUGGAGGUGGGCUCUGUGCCUUCAAUGUCUCUGUCAUGGACCCUAAAAAAGUGGGUGUAUAUCUGGACUGUGAAGCGGUGAAGGAUGCUAAACCCCUGCCCCAAAUCGACGAUGCACUGGAUAUGGUGGCAGGAGCUCAGUGGUUCUUCACUUUGGAUUCGACGUGGACCCCCCAGGAGAGACAGAAGACUGCUUUCUCCACAAAGUAUAGACUUUGA
Molecule: messenger RNA, 1359 nt
Organism: Polyodon spathula (Mississippi paddlefish)
Lineage: Eukaryota; Metazoa; Chordata; Actinopteri; Acipenseriformes; Polyodontidae
Product: butyrophilin subfamily 1 member A1-like
Exons: 7
Coding region: 1-1359 (452 amino acids)
Molecular function (GO): protein binding
Source: RefSeq, a predicted model, not a curated record